ACGAGACGAGCAAAAGCAAAGAUACUUACUUGUCUUCCAAAUCAAGCAAAAGUCAAUGUUGUCUUCCGAUUCCGAAGCUUUUACCUUUUACCAUAGACAAAAAGAAUGAAAUAUUUAAUUCUUUUUGUCUAUGCUUUUACUAAAGAUGGAGAUGGAUACAACUUCAGUAUCCUAUUAGUCAAUGGCUUUAGCCAGGCAUUGAUUGACUGUUUACCUACCCGAAGGCCGACCUGACACUGAAGUGUGACUGUGACAGUUAUUUUUACCCAAGUAUUAAACAAGUUAGAGUAAACAUUUUUCUGAAAUAAUUUUGCACACUUUAUUUAUUGAACUAGAAUUCGGUGACUUUUGUGAGAUUUCUGAACUGCAAUGCAUACUGUGCUAACCUUGAGUUUAAAUUGUGUAGGUCAGUAGGCCUAGUGUACAAUCUAUUGCUUUGAAGAACAAUAAAACAGGCUAAUCCCGUUUCUCAUCUGGAUUUGUCUGAAACUAAACUACCCUAGCUAACCCUAGCUAGGCCUAUAUUAUCAUUUUGCAAAAUGACUUCUAUGGCAGAAUGCUUGACAAUUUGUUCAUUUUUAAUCAUACCAUUUAUUUAUGAAAAAAGUAAAUCUUUUAGAUACUAUUUUAAGUUCUUUAUUUACUAUUCUUUUAUUAUGUUAACUUCAUUAGCAGUCAUUCCAAUCAUGUUGUGGAGGAGCAGGGAUGUUCAUAAUCUCAUGCUUGCUUCAAGGAUCUGCAGACACAUAUCUAGGGUGUUGGGGUUGCAUUGGGAAGUCACUGGGAAGGAAUACCUAGAGAAAGACGAAGCAUGUGUCAUCGUGGCCAACCAUCAGAGCUCUCUUGAUGUGCUCGGCCUCAUCGAAUUGGUUCCAAUUAUGCGGAAAUGCACAAUCGUAGCCAAGAAAGAGUUGUUGUACGCCUGGCCAUUUGGGCUAGCAGCUUGGUUAUGUGGCCUUAUAUUCAUCGAUCGACUGAAUUCAGACACCUCAAGACAAGCCAUAAACGAUUCCAUCAAGCAACUAAAAAGAGACAAGGUGAAAUUGUGGGUUUUCCCCGAAGGAACACGCAAGAAUACCGGGGAAAUUCAUGAAUUUAAGAAAGGAGCUUUCCAUGCCGCAGUUAAUGGCCAGAUUCCCCUUCUACCCAUUGUUUUCUCACGGUUCUACUUCACACAGAAAGGCAGCAAUAAGACUCUCGACAUAGGUCGCAUUCUGGUCACAGUCCUGCCUCCAGUCAGCACAGAAGGCCUCACGAUUGCUGAUAUUCCUCGACUGAUGGCAGAAACACGUGCUUCUAUGAUUGAGGUGUUCCAACAAUUAAAUCAUCAGCUACAAACACAACUUGCCUUUAAAUCAGAAUAAGGCAGUUAUGGUUUUUUUAGUUAAAAUAUUUUUUUUAUUUGAUGACCAUCAAGUUUUUUAAUCUAACAUUUUAUUGCUGUAAAUUGUGAAAAAAAAUGUCAAUGGAUCUGGUCAGCAAGUCCCAAAUCUUAAAAAGAGAGUAGGCUCUUGCUAACUCAAUUUGUUUGAAUACCUACUACCAAAGCCUAGUUACCGAGCAUUAUAAAAAAAUAGCCUUUAUUGUGAGAGUAGCAAAAAUACUACUAAAAUAGAGUAAAAAGGCUAAUAUUAACACACCCAACCUCACCUGAUUGCUCACAAACUCUGCCAAACGCACCUUGAAGGAUGAUUUUGUGAAAGUGUAAAAAAACAGUAUCUUCUAGACUAUGCUUAUUUCAUUCUCAUUUUUUACCAAGCAUUAUAAAUUAUAAAAAAUAUCUGCACAAGCUUGUAACUCCUCUACUGUCACUACAGUACUUCUAGAAACAUCCUCAGAACUUCUUCGUCACAAAAAUAAAUUCUUAGGUCUUUACUAAACACCUGAAUGAUAGAAAUGUUAAGUUUUUAACUACUAUUAGACCCGGUUUCCCCAAAAUGGUGUAAACUAUGUUUAUAAUAAACUAGUUUAUUUUUAAACUCCGUUUAAAAUGUGUGUUCGGUUUCUCCAACAUUUUACUGGCUUCGUUUAAGAUAAACGGCAAUUCGAGCGGUUGGCAAUCCUGAAUGUGUAUUUGUAAGGAAUUUUCGGUGGGCUUUGGGCUAGUGUUUCCUAUAACCACCAAAGCGCUACGCUACAACUCAGUAGAGCAGACAGCAAUGUGCGAAUGCAGCUAGAAUAACAUCACUGUUUAAGGUUAUGUUAUCAAGUUAUUAUAAGUUGUUGUCAAAUUCAGAUUCAUUCCAUAUAUUGAAAUGGUCAAUUCUGUCCCUUAUUUUAGUAGGCCCUCUUGUUCUAGGUACUAAAGUGUCAUAAUCUUCAUCUUCUACUUCUUCGGAAAUGUGUAUUAACUCUUCCGUUUGAGGGGGUAAAUAAGUUACUGCAAUUAAUUAAUAGUAGCCUAACUUGAAAUAAAAUCUAAUUUACAAAAAAAAGAACUUAAUAAACAAUAAAUUCAAAUAUAAAUAAAACUUAACUUAAAGCUACCCCUAAACCAAGCCUAAUUUCGUCCAAAUGAAUUCGUAGUUGCUUCAAUUAUUAUUGUUUUAACACCUACUUUUUGUUUUGAUUUGAGGUUAUGUUACUGUUGUAAUUUACUAAUUUGAACUCAGUUUAUUUUAUCCCCAGUAGUUAAACCAAGUCAGGAGGUGGUUUAGUUUGAACUUAGAUUAAUACCCAGUUUAAAUUUGGGGAAACAGAAAUCAAAGUUAUACUAAGUUUAAAUCACCGUUUAACUUAAAACUAAGUUUAAAUGAGUUGGGGAAACCGGGCCUUAGUAAUUGAAUCACUACUCCCACUUCUUUAUUAUAAUUACAAAACUAUUAUGAUAAAAACUGUCACACUUCUCUGUAUAUGAGGGAUGGAGCAAGGCAGUUUGAGUAGAUAGGUGUUAAUGCUGUCUAACUUGUGACAUCUCAAUUGUAUAAAAUUACUUUUGUUGUUGAUAUAGAAAUAAAUAAACUGUAAAACAGAAGUUAUGUUUAAUUUUAUUUAUAAAAGUUGAGAGAUUUUAUAUGCAAGUAACCUGAGAGAUUUAUUGUCAAUGAUAAUACUCGUUCUGCUGUCCAUUCUUAUGUUAUGUAGGCUAUUUUACUCUUUUUUUAUGCACCGUAUGGCAGGACUUGAA
Molecule: messenger RNA, 3127 nt
Organism: Macrosteles quadrilineatus (aster leafhopper)
Lineage: Eukaryota; Metazoa; Arthropoda; Insecta; Hemiptera; Cicadellidae
Gene: Agpat1
Product: 1-acyl-sn-glycerol-3-phosphate acyltransferase alpha
Exons: 5
Coding region: 540-1364 (274 amino acids)
Biological process (GO): phosphatidic acid biosynthetic process
Cellular component (GO): endoplasmic reticulum; membrane
Molecular function (GO): 1-acylglycerol-3-phosphate O-acyltransferase activity
Source: RefSeq, a predicted model, not a curated record